Schistosoma rodhaini is the source of this 3180-nucleotide messenger RNA. The record is from the annotation of a GenBank genome assembly. Lineage: Eukaryota; Metazoa; Platyhelminthes; Trematoda; Strigeidida; Schistosomatidae.
AUGAUUCGUCUACUCUGUGCAAUAGCGUUUGCCGUGUCAUGCGUGAUCUUCCCAACCUACUCGGCGACAUCUGAAGCCAAUUUGGAUGAACCAUAUAAUGGUGAAAUUUUACAGGAUCAAAAAAUGGAAUAUCAGUUUACUCUUGCAAAUCGUAGCGAAUUUGUUAUUCGAGUACAUGUAGUAAAUUACAACCCGAAACCAGAUUAUCCUAUUUUAGUGGUGAUCAAGCAAGUGGACAAUGUGAUGUCAUUCCAAGCACCAAUGGUUCUUAAUCCUAUAUCAGCAUAUGGUAACGUUAGUCGUACGCUGUGUCCAAUCAAAUUAUUGCCUGGAGAGGUUCGAAAACUUACAAUAGAGUUGUCUAAUGCUAUCAAACCACCUCAAAAAGUGCGUUACAUGUUGCUGGCUCAGUUAGUUCCUGAUUUCGAUUUGGAGUCGGGCAUUGAGAGAAGUAUAGUAGUCUCACCUGCUGAACCUAUCUAUUUAAGAUACCUUUAUCCUCCACAAAAAAAAUCAGCAGAAAUUAAGGUUGUUUCGAAAAGUGAUAUAUGCAUGAUUUUGUCUAUCCAAAAAUUGCAGUGUCCUGUCAAUGAUUUAUCCGAUACAGUGGGAAACACUGGGUUACAUCAGACGGUCACUACUUUGGGUGCAAUAUCCAUUGACGUGACUCAAUUUCUCAAAGGAUUUUUCCUCGUUCUAGUCUUGAAACCAACAGACUAUGCUUGUUCCGGCAUCGAAGAUCUAAUUCCACCAUUACCAGAUCAGGGCUUAUUUUCGCAUGAACCACAGAUAAAUCUUCCAGGAUCUCGAAGUAAAUCUGUUAAAAUACUAAUUAAUUCAACACACAGGAGAUGGCCGUAUUUAUUACCCAUACUUGGAGCUGUCGGUACUUACUUACUUUUCUACGUGGUUACAAUUAUUAUCAUAUUACUGUAUCACAGAGCAGAAAGAAGAAAAAGAUUUCUUGAUGAGUUGACGGCUAACUUUGAAUGUGGUUCAGACUGUGAUCCAACUGUUUGUUCUGUCAAUUUGAGCAAUUCUAACCUUUUUCAUGUCAAUACAGAAGCAUCUACCUCCUGUUCAUCUGCUAUACCAGUACAUACGUCAACUUGUUCAACAACUACUUCCAGAUCGAUUAAUCCACGAAUAUCUACUAAUUUGGUUAACCGAAAAGAUAGAUAUAAUUAUGGCACUAUAUUCAAUUCCAGUCAUACUGAACUACAUCAUAGUGUUAAUAGUAAUAGUUUACAGACUCAAAGUACUCCUGUGGAAUCAGUGUCUUAUGAUAAUGUUGUAUACAAUAAAACGAAAAUGUCAUCAGAGAACUAUAAAAAAACGAAAUCUAUCAAAAAUAUGAGAAAAUCUCCACUUACAUCUGGUUCAAAUGUAGUAAAAACUUCAUCAGAUAGUUUGAAUAUACUUAGACCGUCUCAUACUGGUAUACACCAUCAAAUAUUAAGUUUACCACAAGAUUAUCAGAGUAUUUCAUUAAAUAAUUCAAUGGAAUCUAAUCUUCAUUUUCGUAGUACAAUUCACCAAACACCCCUAGUUGAAAUACAAGGCUCACAUGGUUGGUUCAGUUCCACAGAUGAUGAAGAUGAUUAUGAUAAUAAUAAUAAUAAUGAUGUUGCAAGUGGUGGUAGUUGUAACUGUGCUAAUAAUAAAAUUCAGUCUAGAAAAGAAAAGAAUUAUUUUUCCAGUUUAAAUCAUCCUACUAAUAUUACUACUAUUUCAGACAAAAUACAAAUACCAACACAUUCUACAUAUUCUACAAUGAUUGGUCAAGAGAUUCCAAAUACAUCUCAACAAUCAACUGUUGUACAUUCUAACAAUACUACUGUUAUUACCGGUCAUGAGAUUAAUAGUAAUGAUAAAAAUCGAAAUAAUAGGCCAGAAUCUGUGAGUAGUAUUGCUCUAUCAGAUGAUCAGACAGAUGUAAAUUCAGAAUUUAUUCCAAUGUACAAGAUGAAUGUGUUAUUAUAUGUAUCAGAUUUGUCUAAAAAACGUUAUGGAACAUUGAAUAGGAAAUAUUUACUUUAUUUCUGGUAUUUAAUUAUCAUAUCCAUUUUCUAUGGAUUACCAGCAGUACAAUUAAUCAUGACGUACCAAAAGGCUGUUUUUGAAACUGGUAAUGAAGAUUUAUGUUAUUACAACUUUGAAUGUGCUCAUUCACUUGGCAUCUUCACGGCGUUUAACAAUAUUAUUUCAAAUAUUGGCUAUGUUAUGCUAGGAUUAUUAUUUCUUGUCUUGACUGCCCGACGUGAUAUUCUUCAUAGGCGAACCAAAAAUUUAAACCCAAACUCCCAGGUAUUGGGUAUACCUCAGCAUUACGGUUUAUUUUAUGCAAUGGGUUUAGCAUUAACUAUGGAAGGUCUAAUGAGUGCAUGUUAUCAUAUGUGCCCCAAUUUUUCUAAUUUCCAAUUUGAUACUGCUUAUAUGUAUAUACUCGGUAUGCUAAUAAUGUUAAAAAUUUACCAGACAAGACAUCCUGAUGUGAAUGCAUCAGCACAUUCAGCAUAUAUGGUUAUGGCUGUAGUUAUUUUCCUCGGUGUUCUUGGUGUUUUAUAUGGAAAUCAGAUUUUCUGGAUUAUAUUCACUAUCUUCUUUCUAAUUAUGAGCGUUAUAUUAACCGUUGAGAUUUAUUAUAUGGGUCAGUGGAAUAUUGAUUUAUGCCUUCCAAGACGUAUUUAUUACUUAAUUCGUACAGAUGGGUUUGGUUGUCUUCGUCCAACUUAUUUGGAGCGUAUGCUUCUUUUACUUAUUGCUAAUCUAGUUAAUUUCACCUUAGCCGGUUAUGGAAUAGUCAAACGACCAAGAGAUUUUUCUACUUUUUUAUUGUCAAUAUUUAUGAUCAAUUUAUUGAUGUACACAUUUUUCUAUGCGAUUAUGAAAUUACGACAUCGUGAACGCUUCCAAAUGUUAUCGUUAGUAUAUAUUUUACUAACUUGCGUAUCUUGGGGUUGUGCAAUUUAUUUUUAUUUUCAUCGAACAACCACAUGGGAAGUAACUCCCGCUCGUUCUCGUGCACUUAAUCAACCCUGUGUUUUAUUGGAUUUCUACGAUGCACAUGAUGUUUGGCACUUUUUAUCUUCAAUAUCUAUGUUCUUCUCAUUUAUGUUAAUAAUGUACGUGGACGAUGAUCUCUCGAAACGUCCAAGAAAUCAGAUUUUUGUUUUUUGA